ACAUAUAAAGGGGGUGGAGAAGAUGCAAGCACGCAACCAGUCAGGGCAGACGGGCACUGGAGCAAAAUAUUCAUCCACACUUAACAUGUCAAUCAGGAUUAAUUACCCUUACAAUCCGCCCCUCUAGGUCCACCAGGACUUUCCACUUGUGAAAAUAGCUCAAAGUCUAGGAAGAGGGGGUAAUAUAUAAAGCAGGACAGGACAGGAACACAACACCAAAGACCGCGGCGGUUUCAGUAGCGCACAACACACUGCGUCGCUUGGAUUUGUCUUUCACGCUUCUGCGUCUCACUCGGUGGCUGACAAGCAAAGAUGAGUGAUUACUCAGACUUUUCAAGAGCCUGAUGCCCUUCGAGGAUGUCAAAGCGCUCAAAACAAACGCACUUCUGGGUUUCAUUAUUUAACAUCCCGCGUCCGAUUUGCUCAUGAAAAAGUUUCUGAGGCUGUAGAUAAAAAAAAAAUAUAUAUAUAUAUUUGCAGAUAUCUCCCGCGGCGCACUGUUUGGAGGACAUUAGAGCUAGUCAGCGCAUUACUUGUCUGCUGUCUGUGACCACUUUCCGAGAUGGAGCUGAAAAGCGCAUUUCGUAUGCUUUUCUUCCCGAUCCAAAUGUUCUAUCAUAUAGUCCGGGCAAGUUUGUUGUCGCUGUUGCCAAGCAGCAAGAAGGACUUAAGUAAGGAGGUGGUAUUGAUCACUGGUGGAGGUCGAGGAAUUGGACGUCACCUGGCCAUGGAGUUCGCCAAGCAAGGAGCCAAAAAGGUGAUCCUUUGGGGCAGAACAGAGAAGUGUUUAAAAGAGACAGCUGAAGAAAUCUCCCUCUCUGGAUCAGAAUGCUGUUACUUUGUAUGUGAUGUGGCCAAUCGGGACGAAGUGUACAAACAAGCCAAAGUGGUGAGAGAAAAGGUUGGAGAUGUUACAAUAUUAGUGAACAAUGCAGCUGUAGUGCAUGGUAAAAGUUUGAUGGACAGCGAUGACGAUGCUCUUCUGAAAACUCAACAUAUCAACACCUUGGGACAGUUCUGGACAACAAAAGCUUUCCUGCCUCGAAUGCUGGAACUACAACACGGCCAUGUAGUGUGCAUUAACUCCAUCCUGUCCCAGUCCCCAAUCCCUGGGGCCAUAGACUAUUGCACCUCUAAAGCCUCAUCACUGGCUUUCAUGGAGAGUUUGACACUUGGCUUAUUGGACUGUCCCGGUGUCGGCUGCACCACUGUGCUUCCUUUCCACACCAACACAGAGAUGUUUCGGGGUAUGAGAGUCAGGUUUCCUCAGCUCUUUCCACCACUUAAGCCUGAAGUAGUUGCCCAGAAGACCGUUGAUGCUGUCAGAACUGACAAGGUCUUCCUUUACUUGCCCUGGACAAUGCACGCCCUUGUUAUACUUAAAAGCUUCAUGCCACAAGUUGCCCUUGAGGAAAUCCAUAGGUUCUCUGGGAGUUAUACCUGCAUGAAUACAUUCAAAGGAAGGACAUAAAUCUGGAUUGCACACAUCUCAAGAGACUUUGUGUUGAAAUAAAGGGAAUAUGGACCUUAAAGCAAUCAAAGAUGGAGGAUUUCUUAUGAAAUCGAAGAUGAACACUUAAGGAACAUAAAAAGUUGCUGCUUCUGCACGUAGAAGUAAGCAGUAAACUACAUGAAACACCUCCCUGUGUGUACAUGUAUAAAGCAGAAUCCAUGCAUAAUUCUAUACAAGCUGUUAUUCUGGGAAGGUUUUCGUGACACAUUUGCUAUUUUUACAAUUUCAAAAUCCUUUUUAAUGGGUCUCAAGGAAAACAAAGUAAUAAAACUGAGUUUUAGAAAUAAAAUGUAUUUUAUGUUUAAAAUGAAAAUGGCAAAACACCAAGUAUCCACACAGUAUUAUAUGACUGGGUUGUGACUCUCGAAGUGUGAUGGCAGUUGAAUUUAUUCUGAGCACAAGGCAGUGUCAAAGAUGUCUAAAACAUAAAACAUUCUCUUGUGAGGUGCAUGAGGCGUACUCUUGUUUGGUCUCAGCUUUCAGAAAACAUUGUAGGUAUGCAAGGUAAUGUAAUUCUCAAUGAAAAAUAAUGAACCCAAAUCAGAUCAGUUUGGCCCUCCACAUGUGGGUAAAAUGGUUUUGCACAAAAUUCAAUUAAUAUGGACAGGCAGUGAGACCACUGAAGUUAUUGCACCCAGCAGUUAUCAUGAGGCUUUUAUUAUUCAAUAAAAAUAAAUUUUAUUUAUUUAAGGGGAAGAUGAUAAUAUAACAAAUUCGAUUUAAGCAGUUUGACUCGUACCCAGACAAUGUUAAGAUGUCUGGAAAUAUGGCACAUUUGUGUUUGUAGAUCAAACAGACCCCCAGAGGCAUAUAUAAUAGAAGAACAAUGUGGGUUCUCUUUUGCAUAUGAAUCAGAGCACAUUCAAAUACUGUAAUACAAAACACGUGGAAAGAAGAAUAACACAAUAGAUGAGAUUUGACUCACAAUUAAAUUCACAAUUGCCUUUUUAAUCAACAUGGGUUUUUUUCAAACUGAAGAAUAAAAUUAGGAGUUGAGCUUGGUAGAUCAAUCAACACUCUUUAGUCUUAAAGUUAAACAGAGCCUGCAUGUUCUAUAAAUCUGUAUGGGUCUUGGAAUUAAACAUUGCAUUGACUCACAAGUGCCUUAAACCACGUUUGAGUAAAUGACCAUUGAUUCUAUCUAAGGAGGCUGUGAAAUACGGAGCCAGUAAACAAUUUAACUCAGCAUGUUAGAUGAAUACUUUGACAUUUUGGUAAACGUGCUGAUUAACUUCCAUGCCUAAGGUUAUAA
Messenger RNA from Xiphophorus hellerii (green swordtail), 2765 nucleotides. It is a transcript of the gene dhrs3b, whose product is annotated as dehydrogenase/reductase (SDR family) member 3b. Gene Ontology annotation, molecular function: all-trans-retinol dehydrogenase (NAD+) activity. Gene Ontology annotation, cellular component: lipid droplet. The transcript is spliced from 6 exons. The record is from RefSeq and is a predicted model, not a curated record. Gene Ontology annotation, biological process: retinoid metabolic process; regulation of retinoic acid receptor signaling pathway. The coding region runs from base 563 to 1471 and encodes 302 amino acids. NCBI's taxonomy places the organism in Eukaryota, Metazoa, Chordata, Actinopteri, Cyprinodontiformes, Poeciliidae.